Molecule: messenger RNA, 2775 nt
Organism: Linum trigynum
Lineage: Eukaryota; Viridiplantae; Streptophyta; Magnoliopsida; Malpighiales; Linaceae
Source: the annotation of a GenBank genome assembly
AUCUACUAAACGAGUCAAAUUACAUGAAUUAAUGAUCCUUAAAAUUGAAGAACAUCUAACAAAUUUGUCAUUGAACAUCAAUUUUUCACAAUUCUACCAUUUAUAUCUAGACCAAAUAACAUGUAACUUGGUAGCCAUCAUCCCAUUACUUACCGUACAGGCUUAACAUGCACAAAUCAGUUCGUCAACUCAUCCAUCAUAUCAAUAAAACUCCUCUACAUGAACCUUCAUAAUUCAAUUAUCGUAACUCUUCUGUUUUUCUUUUGGAUAACUUGCAGUAGCACUUAAUACUUCAUACAUGAAAUCAAAUUAAACGAAUAAAUCCAUCACGAAGUGGAUCAAGUCCAGACCUCAAAAGACGAAUUUGUUAAAAAUAAAAACUUAUGGACCAAAUAGUUAGGUACUCCAUAAUUUAUUAACCUUUUUGUGUAGCGAGCCCGUUACUUGAUUAAAAAAAAAAAAAAGCCCUCCAGAAAGGAAGACCGCUUUAUCCCAAGCCCACGUUUCCCUCUCCCGCGGUUGUAACAUCCAAACGCGGCCUUUUCACAACUUCCAAACGAACUUUCUCACGCUUCUCUAGUUGUCUCCUCCUCCGGACCCUCUCUCAAAUCUUGCCACAAAAAAGAUCUCACAUUUCCGCUCGAUAAGAAUCUGUCUGCAUAUCCCACUUCUUAAUUUCCCUUUCUUUUGCCCCAGAUCGUCGCCGAUUUCCUUCCCACGUCGCCGGUUAUCAUGUCGGUACGUGAAAUUUCCUCUCCACUGGUUUAUGCCCGUCGUAGUAGAUCUGCGCACUCAAUUUUUCGUUUCUGGUUUUUAUUAUCUUUUUGGCCCAUAUUGUUGCGAUUUCGGGGGUUUGGAAAUGACCCAGUUAAUCAAUUUCGCCUCUUUGAUCGUCCAUUGUUGGUCUGAUGGCUCUCUUCGUUUUACCAGUUCGACAUGGAUUCCUCUUUGUCGUUGUUGAAUAUUGACACAGCACGAACAUGGAUAUGAAAAUUGUGCUCUUGGGUUUGCUGUUGGAAUUGGGGUUUAGACCAAAUGAUUCUUACGUUAAAAAGCAAAUUUAGGUGAUUUAACGAGAAGGGUCAGAUGAAAGGCAUCUGAUUCGUUGUCGAUCAGUACCAAUGCGUAUUUUACUUUGAAACUUUGUCGAAAAACACGUCGGAGUUGGUCUAAUGAUAACGAGUCGAUGAAAUACUCGAUCAGUACUUCAUCGUGAUAUGAGAAGAUACGCAUUUCAUGUUGAGCGCAUUAUGCGUUGGAACUUGGGGCUCAACUUGAUGUAUAAAAAUAGGGGGUUAUUUGAAUUGGAUUACUGAGUGGUGGUCCUCAACUCCUCAUUCUCGUAUGGAAUUGAUUAUUGGUUUAGUAAUUAGACGCGCAUUUAUCAAUUUAUGAAGGGUGGAUCUUGGGAAUCUCUCUUUGGCCUCGUUGGUCAUCGUAUACUUUUAGUUUAAUGGUUAGUAGUUUGAUUACUGACACGCUGAUGUGUUGUAAUUUAUGACCGUUUAAUAACUCAGUUCAUUGUUGUCGCAGGUGAAAACAGUGAAGGUGAGCAAUGUUUCUGUAAAGGCGACGGAUAAAGACCUCAAGGAGUUCUUUUCUUUCUCUGGUGAUAUUGAAUAUGUUGAGAUGCAAAGUGUUGAUGAGAAAUCUCAAGUGGGAUUUGUUACCUUCAAAGAUGCUCAAGGCGCAGAUACUGCAGUUCUUCUCUCGGGAGCAACUAUAGUUGAUCUUGCUGUCACCAUUGCUCUAGAUCCAGAUUACAAGCUACCACCGGCUGUCUUAUUGGCAAUGGAGAACAAUCCAUCUGCACCUGCUGAGCCCGACUCAGCUCUCCGAAAUGCGGAGGACGUGGUCAGCAGCAUGCUGGCCAAAGGCUUCAUCUUGGGCAAAGACGCUGUCAACAAGGCCAAAUCCUUUGAUGAGAAGCACCAGCUGACGUCAACUGGCCUAGCCAAAGUCGCCUCCUUCGACAAGAAGAUAGGCCUCACCGACAAGCUCAGCGCCACCAGCACUGUGAUGGGCGACAAGGUACGCGAAGUUGACCAGAAGUACCAGGUUUCCGAGAAGACCAAGUCUGCAUUCGCAGUCGCGGAGCAGAAGGUCAGCAGCGCUGGUUCGGCAAUCAUGAAGAACCGGUACGUGUUCACCAGUGCUGCUUGGGUGACGGGGGCAUUUAGUAAAGUGGCCAAGGCGGCGGAAGACGUGGGUCAGAAGGCGAAGGAGAAGGUUGGGAUGGCCGAGGAAGAGCAGAAGAGGAAAGUGGUGGAGGAUUUUGCUUCAGUUCACUUGGCCGAUUCCCCGAAUGUACCAUCAAGCCAUGAUCAUGAUGAUCAACUAGAGCAGAAGUUUCAGCAGGAGUCGCCCUCUCCUGCUGAUCCGAAAUUGCCACCGAGUGCGGACAUCAAAUCGUCAUCGCCAUCUUCCAAAUCUCCUCCCAAGCCAGCACCUGCUCAAGGGUUGAUCCUUUGAAAAACUCUCAGUCUUCUCUUAUCUUUGAUCUCUGAUUUGCACAAAAUGGAGGGAGUUGGAUCUUUGAUUUCUGAAUGCUACACGCCAACUACAAGGAACACUUUACUUUUUAUAUAUGUUUUCUCAUAAUCAUAUCAUUAGCCUCAUCUUUUUCUUGUUCUUCCAUGUGUAUAUGCAAUGCAAUGGACGAAAGAUGGUUUUUUCAGUAUAUAAAUCAUAUGAACUAUUUAGGACGUGCUUACUACUAGCGAUUAAUUGGGAUGAAUCUUCGGCAGAGAUCAGAAAUAAGCGAUAAACUGAAGA